Messenger RNA from Phaedon cochleariae (mustard beetle), 294 nucleotides. NCBI's taxonomy places the organism in Eukaryota, Metazoa, Arthropoda, Insecta, Coleoptera, Chrysomelidae. The record is from the annotation of a GenBank genome assembly.
AUGAGUGCUCUUCAUGUAGAUAUCGAAUACUGUGAUAAAUGCGGAUAUUCAGAAAAGUUUCAUGAUCUCGCUAAAUAUAUUGAGAAGAAACAUCCUUCAGUAGAAGUUAAUGGUCGUGAAGGUCGUAGAGGUUCCUUUGAGGUGUCCGUGAAUGGUGAAAUCGUGCAUUCAAAACUGUCUACCCUAGCGUAUCCAGAUUACGAUGAUCUUCAAAAGAUUAUUAGUGAAGCUCAGGAUGGUAAACCAGCGAGAACAUGCAAACAACAGCCAAUCACUAGCUGUGUUAUAAGUUGA